This is a messenger RNA of Daldinia childiae, 1680 nucleotides long. RefSeq names its product putative 4-coumarate-CoA ligase 1. Gene Ontology annotation, biological process: secondary metabolic process. The transcript is spliced from 4 exons. NCBI's taxonomy places the organism in Eukaryota, Fungi, Ascomycota, Sordariomycetes, Xylariales, Hypoxylaceae. Gene Ontology annotation, molecular function: CoA-ligase activity. The record is from RefSeq and is a predicted model, not a curated record. The coding region runs from base 1 to 1680 and encodes 559 amino acids.
AUGGUGGUUAUCAAGUCCUUUCACCCGCCGUUACAGAUCCCAGAGGUCGACCUAUGGCAGCUCGUGUUCGAGAGGAAGGAUAGGGCGUUCCCGGAAGACAAGGAAAUAUACAUCGACCCCGAUACAAGACGCUCUUAUACAUGGGCGCAAGCCCGUAGCACGGCUCUCGAGUUCGGCAAGGGACUCAAGUCGCAAUGGGGGUUCAAGAAGGGCGACGUGCUGGGAUUCUUCUCGCCGAAUAGCGUAGACUACCCGGCCGUGUUCUUCGGCGUGCACUGGGCCGGCGGCGCUUGCUCGACUGCCAAUCCGACGUACACGGCGAAGGAGCUCGCGUACCAGAUGAAAGACUCGGGGGUCGCGGGCAUCGUGACGCAAGUUCCCAUGCUGCCGACUGUGCUCGAGGCCGCCAAGACCAUCGGGCUAUCUGAGGACCGCAUCAUCCUGCUCGGCGACGCGAGGGACCCGACGGGCAAGUUCAAGCACUUCUCCGAGAUACGGGGAAGCUCGGGACUGCUGGGAUUAUCGCUGCGGCCGCGCAUCGAUCCCAAGAAGGACACCGCGUUCCUCGUGUACAGCUCCGGGACGACAGGGUUGCCGAAGGGAGUCAUGCUCACGCAUUACAACAUCGCCUCCAACCUUUUGCAGCUAAGGCAUUGUGAUAUUUUCAACGGGAUUUACCACGCGGGAGGAAUCGACGGGAAGGGCGAUAAGCAGAUCGCAGUGCUGCCUUUCUUCCACGUAUACGGCCUCACAUGCAUAGCCCUACAAAGCAUAUUCAUGGGCCUCCAAGUCGUCGUCCUGCCUAAAUUCGACCUCGACAAAUUCUGCCAAGCAAUCCAAGACUUCGGCGUGACCUUCGCAGCCAUCCCACCCCCCGUCGUGCUCGCCCUAGCCAAGCACCCGUCCGUCUCGAAAUACGACCUGUCGAGCAUAAAAUGGAUGAACUCGGGCGCAGCGCCGCUCGGCCGCGAGCUAGUCGAGCAGGUAUGGGCGCGCCUCAGCAUCCCCGUGAUGCAGGGCUACGGGUUAUCCGAGACGGCGCCCACGCUCACCAAGGGGCACAUCGCCGACUGGAAGCGGUUCAACGGGUCCUGCGGCAAACUGCUGCCCAACGUCGAGGCCAAGAUCGUCGACGUGGAGACCCGCGUCGAAAAGGGCCCCGGCGAGGGCGAGGGCGAGCUCUGGUUCCGCGGCCCCAAUGUCUUCCCCGGCUACUGGAACCGCCCGGAGCUGCACAAGGACACGUUUAGCGAUGACGGCUUCUUCAAGACGGGCGAUAUCGGCUACGUCGACAAGAAGGGGAAUUUCUAUAUUACGGAUCGGUUGAAGGAGUUGAUCAAGUAUAAGGGUUUCCAAGUCGCCCCCGCGGAGCUCGAGUCCGUACUCCUCGGCCACGACGAAGUAGCCGACGCCUGCGUCGUGCCGGCACACGACAAGGUGCGCGAGACCGAGGUCCCACGCGCGUACGUCGUUCUCCGUCCUAACGUCCCGCGCGACGAGGCCAAGGCCGCGGAGCUUAUCGUUUGGGUCGAAGGGCGCGUCGCGCAGCAUAAGAGGCUGCGCGGCGGCGUGCGGUUCGUCGACGAGGUGCCGAAGAACGCUAGCGGUAAGCUGCUGCGGCGGGUGUUGAAGGAGGAGGCUAGGAAGGAGGACCAGAGGGCUGAGGGGCCGAAGUUAUGA